AUGAAGAAGCUUGUUGUAAACGCAGAUCAUCUUAAAAUUCGGUUACCAGAGGUAACUGGAAACACAGUACUUACAAUUUGUGGCAAGACUAAAAAAGUUAGAAUGAAAUCAGAACUAUCAUGCCAUGAGGAUAAUAUGAUCGACUUGGUUUUUGUUAAUGGAAAAAAUUCAAAAAAUGGCGUCGCUGAACGUAUUUCAUUGAUUGGCGCACAAGAUAAUAGUAGUAAACAAAUGGGGAGAGUGGGAGAAUCUUCUAAGAGAAGCAACGAAAGUGAGAUUACGCGUGAAGAUGAACAUAAUAAGAUUUCAAGAGUGACGGCAAAUGAUCAUGAUCAUAGUGUAGAACAAAGUAUUUUAACAAGUAGCAAUAACGAUAUCAGUGAGGAGAGAACAUGCUUAAGAGGAGUUAAGGAAACAAAUGAAAGUUGUAUUUUAAGAGAUAUUAACUCGAAAAAAUCAACGAAUGACGUUAGUGAAACGAGCACUACGUUAUAUGAAGAUAGUGAUGAUUCAACUAUAUGUGGAGAUUCCGACGAAUUCGAGGAUGAUGAUAUAUUAGGAAAACUUGAAACUCAAAGUAAUACAAGUGUUAAUUAUACAUGCCAUACAAGUGAUUGCAAGCACGUUACUCAAUCAUUUGUGGAUGUGCUUUAUCAUGAUCAAUCUGAGUCUGACACCGAAAGUCAUGCAAUUGAUGCUAUUGAUGUUAUUGAUGAAAAUCACAUCGUACCGGUAAAAAAAGGUCGUGAAGAUGACAAUGAAGUUCAUACGGAUAAGAAAAUUUUUGUUUGCGCUUAUCCUGGAUGUAAUAAAAGUUAUACAUAUUUGAAAAGUUUCGUGAUUCACCAACAAGCACAUAACGGAAAGAAACCAUAUGUGUGUGACGAACCUGGAUGUGGAAGAGGUUUCAAUACCUCGAACAGUUUGAAGAGUCAUACACGCGUGCAUCGUGGAGAAAAACCAUUCAAAUGUGAUUAUGCUAAUUGCAAGAUGAGAUUUACUCAUUUGAGGGGUAUGGCGUGUCAUAAGAAACGUAAACAUUCCGACAUAACGGAAGAUGUACCGAAAGCUAAGCGGCGUAAAACAAAAUAA
Messenger RNA from Cetraspora pellucida, 1092 nucleotides. Lineage: Eukaryota; Fungi; Glomeromycota; Glomeromycetes; Diversisporales; Gigasporaceae. The record is from the annotation of a GenBank genome assembly.